GACCCUAGCGGAGAUCCGCUCUGCAGGGUUCUGGGUAGUUGGAGCCAGAGGUGUAGUCUCGCGCCACAUCCUGGCCUGUGUGACCUGCAGGAAGAUCCGUGGAUCUCCAGUGGAGCAGAAGAUGGCUGACCUGCCGGAAGACCGCCUGAGCCCUGCCGAGCCGUUCACGCACAGUGCAGUGGACCUGUUCGGCCCGUUUUACAUCAAGGAACGGCGGAGCGAGCUCAAACGAUGGGGAGUUCUGUUCACUUGCAUGGCAUCAAGGGCUGUGCAUAUUGAGACGGCCAAUUCCCUCACGACAGACUCCUUCUUGAAUGCUUUCAGGAGGUUUGUCGGUAGACGCGGCCCAGUGAGAACGCUACGCUGCGACAGGGGCACAAAUUUCGUCGGCGGGAAGAACGCGAUGGAAGAAGCUUUGAAAGAAAUGGACCACGAGAAAGUUCAAAGGGAGCUCCUGAAAGAGAACUGUGAUCUCGUCGAGAUGAAGAUGAAUGUGCCGUGCGCCAGCCACAUGGGCGGCACGUGGGAGCGGAUGAUUCGCUCCGCAAGAGCUGCACUCAGCGCUGUACUGAUCAGCCACGCCGGUCAGCUCGACGACGAGACGCUGAGAACAGUGAUGGUGGAGGCUGAAGCAAUCAUGAACAGCCGUCCCAUAUCCUCUCCCGACAUGACCCAAACUGACCUAGUAGAACCGCUAACACCUAACCAAAUACUAACUCAAAAGACUAGACGAGUACUGCCCCUCCCUGGUAGAUUCCAGUCAGCAGAUGCUUACUCUCGCCAGCGCUGGCGUAGAGUCCAGCUAGUAGCAGACCGCUUCUGGUCAAGAUGGAGGACGGAGCUCUUGUCUUCACUCCAAGAGCGCCGACGAUGGAGGUCGGCGAGGCCCAACGUUCAACCGGGCGACGUCGUGCUCCUGAUGGAGGAAUCUCCGAGAGGCAGCUGGCCUCUGGGCCGGAUCGUCGAGGCCGUGCCCGGCCGUGACGGCCUGGUGAGGAAGGUGAAGGUUCGCUCCGGAGGCCGGGACCUGGAGCGGCCUGUGCACGGCAUCGUCAGCCUGACGCGCUGAGCGGCAUGGCCGCUGAGCGGCAUGGCCGGCGCGGCAGAGACCGGGACCUGACCGUGGCGACUCUCAGCCCGGGCGCCGAGCGGGGUGAGAUGUGAUACAGACUCGGUGAAUGGAGGACUCGAGCGGCGGAUGUGGCCGUGCGAUGACGGUCCAGGGUGGUGUCUCCAUCUGCGGGUGGCCGUCGCUAUCCGACAUCUGACUGAUCGGAGCCAGUGUGCGUACCUAUUCACCGGCAGGGAGUUGUGUCAGCCGAGACACGCACUCUGACGUGCGGACUGUGGUGUUAUGAGGAGCCACGCGCUGUGAGAACGCAUUCCUAAGUGUUACGAGGAGCCACUCGUGUUGUGAAAGGUGCAUUUUGAGUGUCAUGGGGAGUCACACGUGCCGUGAGAAGUGCUCACCUAAGCGUUAUGAGAAGUCAUGAGUCAUGCGCAGUCAUAUGCGUGGCGAUAAGUGUGUGGGAGAUGCUAGAGAAGUAAAUUUUGUUUACCAAAUUUAGAGGAGCCAUGUAACCGCGAGUGUCGCGGGCCGUAUAUUUUGGUUGCCUCGUCCUCCGUCGGCGAAAGGCAUUAGCGGCGCGGUGGAGGCAAAGAGUUCGGCCGCGUGGCGGCGUCACGAACAUUCCGCAUUGUUUGGAUGAAUUGAAAGGCAGAAAGGCGCAAACGAUGUAAGCUGGUUGAAAAUUAUUAAUUUUUGCUAUGUACUGUGCAAUGUGUUAAUGGCUAACUUCAUUCUAAACGAUUGAACGACUGUUUCAUACGAUUUUCUGUUCGUUUCAGAAUUUACGGCAUAAUACAGCUAUGUCACAGAA
Amphibalanus amphitrite is the source of this 1880-nucleotide messenger RNA. RefSeq lists its product as uncharacterized. The record is from RefSeq and is a predicted model, not a curated record. Gene Ontology annotation, molecular function: nucleic acid binding. Bases 122 to 1069 code for a protein of 315 amino acids. The transcript has 2 exons. Lineage: Eukaryota; Metazoa; Arthropoda; Thecostraca; Balanomorpha; Balanidae.